This is a messenger RNA of Diachasma alloeum, 1223 nucleotides long. RefSeq names its product peroxisomal membrane protein PMP34 (gene PMP34). The coding region runs from base 168 to 1085 and encodes 305 amino acids. The record is from RefSeq and is a predicted model, not a curated record. The transcript has 9 exons. Gene Ontology annotation, molecular function: NAD transmembrane transporter activity; coenzyme A transmembrane transporter activity; FMN transmembrane transporter activity. Gene Ontology annotation, cellular component: peroxisomal membrane. NCBI's taxonomy places the organism in Eukaryota, Metazoa, Arthropoda, Insecta, Hymenoptera, Braconidae.
UUAGUGCAGCGCUAGCUGUCGCGCAGGCGUCAGUCCCAACUAUAGCGUGAGAGUAUUUUAUUUUUCGUUGAUAAUGUCAUGACAUGAUCGUGACUGUGGGCCCAGUUUUGCUGAAUGGAUAAUCGACCAGAAAAACUGACAAAUAAAGCUCGCGAGAAAACGUCAAAAUGACGGGGGGAAACACUGGCGGAAGUAUAUUCACUUACGAGACACUCGUGCACGCGAUAUCAGGGGCUGCAGGCAGUGUCGUGGCAAUGGCAACCUUCUUUCCGCUUGACACAGUUCGCAGUCGAUUACAAUUGGAGGAGGAUCGUCAAGCCAAGAACACACUAGCGACAAUCCGAGAUCUCGUGUCGAAAGAAGGGCCAUGCACAUUGUACAGAGGCGUUGUGCCGGUUCUCCAGAGUCUAUGUGCCAGUAAUUUCGUUUAUUUCUAUGCAUUCCACGGUUUAAAACGCAUGAGGAACUCGAAGAAUCAGACGGCAGGAAAUGACUUGCUCCUUGCAUCGAUAGCAGGAGUUACCAAUGUCUUAGCCACAACACCACUCUGGGUCGUGAAUACUCGUCUAAAGACUCGAGGAAUAGGCGGUGUUCAUGAACCAAAUAACAACGACUACGUCACUCUCUUGGAGGGUAUUAUACACAUCUGGAAAUACGAGGGCAUCCGAAAACUCUGGGCUGGUACAUUACCAAGCCUGAUACUUGUGUCGAAUCCAGCGAUUCAGUUUAUGAUUUACGAGAGUAUUAAGAGGCGAGUUAAUGCGUCAUUAGGUACACCAGCAUGGGUUUUCUUUACUAUUGGGGCAAUAGCCAAGGCUGUCGCCACAACGCUGACGUAUCCCUUGCAACUGGUACAAGCGAAACUUCGGCAUGGCCAUAAUUACAAGAAUCUUCCAUCAGAUGCGGGAACAAUACAGAUGCUUCUUUACAUUCUAAAGACACAAGGGUUGGGGGGCCUGUACAAAGGAAUGGAAGCCAAAUUACUACAGACUGUAUUGACAGCAGCUCUGAUGUUCCUGGCUUACGAGAAAAUAUCAAAAUUCGUAUUCCGCAUUCUCCUCCUACAUAGACCAAUUCUUAGAUAAUUCCGAUUAAUUUAAGUUGUGUGACGAAUGUUUGGACUCGAGGGACUCUAGCAAGAGUGUGUUUUCCGUUUUGACUUUGUAUUCGUUUUGUACAACAAUAAAAUUGUCGUUUAAUAAACAAUAAAAAUGUGAUGAAGA